Molecule: messenger RNA, 474 nt
Organism: Aspergillus versicolor CBS 583.65
Lineage: Eukaryota; Fungi; Ascomycota; Eurotiomycetes; Eurotiales; Aspergillaceae
Exons: 3
Coding region: 1-474 (157 amino acids)
Source: RefSeq, a predicted model, not a curated record
AUGAGUCGAGAUCGCCACAGUUCCGAAAGUCCAUUCCAUCCAUCGAGAUUGUCGUCUGGAGAUCCCAGAGACCGGGUCCCUGCCAAUCGUGCAUUUGAUCAGUUCUGGACGUUUCCAUCCCUUGGCUUAAACCCCCCUCCGAGAUGUAUUUGGAAUACGCGUUGGACAUCUCCAACGGACAAGGCAACACUGCUAUCCGUGCUCGGUCACUACCCGGAGCAUGGGACAGGAGCCAUGUGGCGUGGGCACAAUCAUCAACCGUUCCUAGCCCAGGAAGGCCUAGAAGGUGCACUCAUGGUGGGCGAGCUUCAUGAGGCCUCGAUCGGUGGCGGCCGAUGCUCGAGGAUACGUAAAGUACGACGCGGGUCGUACGGCAGAGAGGAUAAGAUCUGUCAACUGCCCGUCCCCGGAUCUAACUUGAAUGAGGAGAAAAACCAGGGCCUCAAUGGCCCUGAUGCCUGUCUGAUGAUCUGA